Molecule: messenger RNA, 427 nt
Organism: Psylliodes chrysocephalus
Lineage: Eukaryota; Metazoa; Arthropoda; Insecta; Coleoptera; Chrysomelidae
Source: the annotation of a GenBank genome assembly
GAUUCGAUUCAUCCUCAUACAAAAUAGGGCCGGUAAAACAAGAUUAGCCAAAUGGUAUAUGAAUUUUGAUGAUGACGAAAAACAAAAAUUGAUUGAAGAAGUUCAUGCUGUGGUUACUGUAAGAGAUGCCAAACAUACAAAUUUUGUUGAGUUUCGCAACUUCAAGAUUGUGUACAGACGAUACGCUGGACUUUAUUUCUGCAUAUGUGUUGAUGUUAAUGACAAUAACCUCAGUUACCUAGAAGCAAUACAUAAUUUCGUAGAGGUCCUCAAUGAAUAUUUCCACAAUGUAUGUGAAUUAGAUCUGGUUUUCAACUUUUAUAAAGUUUACACAGUCGUUGAUGAAAUGUUUUUAGCUGGUGAAAUAAGAGAAACUUCACAAACGAAAGUUUUGAAGCAACUCCUUAUGUUAAACUCGUUGGAAUAA